Messenger RNA from Arvicola amphibius (Eurasian water vole), 1242 nucleotides. Its product is annotated as cytokine receptor-like factor 2. NCBI's taxonomy places the organism in Eukaryota, Metazoa, Chordata, Mammalia, Rodentia, Cricetidae. The transcript has 8 exons. The record is from RefSeq and is a predicted model, not a curated record. Gene Ontology annotation, molecular function: protein binding; cytokine receptor activity. Bases 78 to 1136 code for a protein of 352 amino acids. Gene Ontology annotation, cellular component: external side of plasma membrane. Gene Ontology annotation, biological process: cytokine-mediated signaling pathway.
GGUGCUGGUGCUCGGUCCCCGCUGGGUGCUCGGUGCUCGGUCCCCGCUGGGUGCUCGGUGCUCGGUCCCCGCCCGCCAUGCCCUGCGCGGGCGCGUCCUCCAUCGCCGUCAUCCUCCUGCUGCAGCUCCGCAUCCGGGAGACCGCGGGUGACGUCACCGUCGUCUGCCGCGACCUGCGGGACGUGGAGGUCGCGUGGGACCCGGCGGAGCACGCGGGGGCGAACCUCAGCCUGACGUGGCGCUACGACUCCCGGGAGCCCCCGCGGCCCUGUCCCCGCUAUUACCUGUCAGGCUCUGGCGUCACUUCCGGCUGCGUCCUCCCCGCCCUGCCCCUGCGCUCCCUGGAGAUUGACGUGCGCCGGGGGGCGGGGCCUCCCGUGUUUCACUGGAAGGGGAUGGCGUCGGCCUUCCUGAAGCCCCGCCCCCCAAGCAACCUCACGCUCCAUUGGCUGAAGGACGAUGACGCCGUCCGCGUCACAUGCCCCGCCCUCCCCCUCCGUGGACUCGACUACGUCAUCCAGCACCGCGGGCCUGGGGACGAGGACUGGGUGGCCUCCGCGGCCCCAGCGCCCUCCUGUAACGUCACGGUGGGCGGGGUCGACCCCGCCCGCUGCCUCGACUUCCGGGCCCGGGCGGCCCCGCGGGAAUCGGUCUACGGGGGACACGUGUGGCCCAGCGACUGGAGCCCCGUGACGCGGUGGUGGGCAGACUCCUGCCGCCAGGCCCCGCCUACACCCUGGUCCCCGAAGCUGCCGGUCGCCUGUAGCCUCAUGACCCUGGUGACGUCACUGCUGCUGCUCCUGGCUCUGUGGAGGCUGCAGAGGGCCAAGCGCGGUUUCCUCCCCUGGGUCCCCGACCCCAAGGGCGGCUUCCGGGGUCUCUUCGAGCGGCAUGGCGGGAACUUCCAGGCCUGGAUCACCCAGGACGUGGCUCCGCCCCUGAAGCCAGAAGCCACUGACCCCGCCGCUGACCCUGCCGAGGUCGCCCUGGUCCUGGAGCAUCAUGGGAAGGGGGCGGAGUCAGAAUCGGCCCCUGGAUCUCCUGGCCUCCCCCUCCAAAGGGCAAGGGGCGGGGACCUGGUGACGGUGGGCGGGGCCACCUUCCGGUUGGACAGUGGCUCGUACAUGACCUUGUGACCCCGACGUGACCCUGGUGUGAACCCCGGCGCCCGGCUAAAAGGAGGAGCCUUCCCGGAGGGCGGGGGGCACAGUGCAUGCUGGGAAAUAAAACUUCACACGCGAA